This is a messenger RNA of Phialemonium atrogriseum, 1044 nucleotides long. RefSeq lists its product as uncharacterized. The transcript has 2 exons. The record is from RefSeq and is a predicted model, not a curated record. NCBI's taxonomy places the organism in Eukaryota, Fungi, Ascomycota, Sordariomycetes, Cephalothecales, Cephalothecaceae. The coding region runs from base 1 to 1044 and encodes 347 amino acids.
AUGACGAACCACUGGAGCCAAGUCCCCGGCCUCGAAAACGAUGGAGGUAUUCCAAAUGAUAGGCGAGCCCGCCAUGAGCAUGACGUUCGUGUUCAUUGCGAGAAUGGAUACUCUCUCCCAUACACGGCCGGUAGCCACGUCUUGGACUACAUUGCUCCGGACAAGAAAGACCAAAAGCGUACCGUGGAAGAGCACUUGUUGGCCAUUAUGCGCGACACUCUCAAGGCCGCUACUGAGGCAGAGUAUGGCAGACCUUGGGCAGGGGAGAAUCUUCCGACAGACUAUUUCCAUGCUGUGGUGCACUAUUGUCAUACUCGGCACAGCUAUCCCGAUUCUCUGAUAAAGCAUGCUGGGAACCUGGGCCCUCAGCUGGAGUGCUUGGAAAAGCUGAUCUCCGGAUGCCAAUACUAUGCCAGAAGGGCUGUGUUUACGACGGGUCUGACGGAAAUCGCCUUGAACCUGGCGAAUUUGGCGCCGGCAACAGUGGGCACGCCUGGCUUCACCCUCCAUCCAGCCAACGCAUCAGUGGUGCCUUACAUGCUGCAGCCACCCUGGCUUCGGAUCAACCAGAGCGAAACGAUCAAGGACCGCGAAAACUCAUGCUGCCCAGGCCAUUGCAUGGAGCCGUCUUGCAUACAAUACUGCUUCAACGCCAUGGUCGAUUUUGUCGACAGAGUUCGCCACCCUUAUGCCUCACUGAGACAGGACCAGGUCAAUGAAAACUUGGAGUCCGGCGGUGCUGGACGCCCAGAUGACUUCUUGUACUUGGGUGGUCUCGCGCCAGCCUACAUGACGGCUGCACUCAUGCUCAAGAGACUGGUUGGGCCGCUGACCACGUUCACCCAUGCCAUCACCAUUCUCGCCGGCUUUUGCAGCUGCCCGUCCACGCUUGAAGAGCAGGCAAAGCUCCCUAAGCUUCCAUAUUCCCAGCAUAGCCCCGAGGGAGCUACUGCGUGGGGGAUCGCAUAUCCUGCCAAAGAAGUAGCUGUCAAGGCCUUGAUUUUUGAGCCAUAUGGAGCACCAAACUGGGGCCGUCGGUCUUAA